AAUAUUUAUUAAUAUUUUUAUUUCAGAUGUCAGUUGGGAAGAUUAUAUUAAAAUCAACCACCAGGAUGUCCCUGAACGACCGAUUCACGGUGCUGCGCCAGGAGAAGCCCAUGGUCCAGGGUCAGGGUGCCCCUGGACUGGAGGAGAGACGGCAGCAGGCUCAGGCGUCUCGGAGGAACCAGCGGCUAGCAGCACAGAUGGAGCGUCGCCCAGCUGUUGUAGCAGCAUUGAAGCUGAAGAAGCCAAAUGUGGAACAACGUCUGAAUGGCCAACGGCCUAUCUCUGUAAAGCAACGUCUGGCCGUGCAAGGACGCCUUAGUGUUCCCAAUGAGGGCAGCUCUCUUGGCAUGAGAGGACGAGGAUCUCUUCGUGGUUUGCGAGGAGCUACUGGAUUCAGAGGACCCACCUUUCGGGGACCCACCUUCAGAGGAGUCACUUUCAGAGGAGCCACCUUCAGGGGUACUCGUGGUGCUUUUGCCAUUAGAGGUAGAGGAGCAAGCGGUCUGCGUGGCUUACGAGGAGCAAGAGGGGGAAAAUUUGUGCGUGGCCGUGGCGUACGAGGCAACCCUGCAGGCAGAGGAAUGAGAGGCAAUCUUCGUGGACGUAGCACUGUUGGAUUACAAGGCAGAGGCGGGUUCAGGGGUAGAGGACGUGGAGGUCGUAUUGGUCGAGGAGGAAGAGGCAGUCGAGGGGGACGUGCAGCAGCUAAUGGCAAGGUUGCAGAUAAUUGCACCCGAGAAGAGCUUGACCAGCAGCUGGACGAAUACAUGAGCAAGACUAAGAGUGCUCUUGACACAGAACUGGACCAGUACAUGAAAGAUGCUCCUGUCUAAAGAUGAUGUUUUUGCUGUAGGUUCGCACUAAGUCUGUGAUUGGACACAGGAAUUUUGUAGAUUUAUAUUUUGUUUUUGUUUAUUUAUUUUUAUAAAGCUUUGGAAAGUGUAUAUUGGAUUUAGUCUACAUAGGAGAUUUGUUCUUCAAAAGUUGAUUUUUGUAAAAUGUUUCGAGCAGGUAUUGCUCAAAAGGUAAUCAGCACCAGUCACAGGGAUUACACUUACAAUGUUAACAGCAUGUAUUUGUGUAUAUAUGUAGUAGGCCAACUGCCCUUCUGAAAAAAAAAAAAAAUAAGAAACUGUUUAGACAAUGAAUUAGGAAUUUAGCUCCAUCCAUAUAUUGAUUUUUACAUACAAGGCAUGGCUGAAAGUCUAAUAAGAAAUGAAGUGAUUUAUCAUUGAAAAUAUAACAAAAGUCUACAUAAAGGAAAGUUAUUAUUAUUUACACAAAUUGUAUGGCUUGUUAUCUUCUCCAAACUAAGAAAAUUGAAGUCAUUUCUUCCAUUUGUUAAAUACAGUAGUGUAAAGUAGUUGUAUCUAAAGCAUUAUUAUUGUUUUAUUAUGAAUUCUAUACAAGUUAUGAGAGGUUGUAGAUAUUAAUAGUUUCCUGUAUGAGGCUGACUUUUGUGUGCAGUACUAGGUGUGAGGGCAUCCACUCAGCCACUGCUAUCAAUCAUUGGCUCUGUUUUCAAUUAUUCUCGGCUUAGCUUUUCCUUGUAGUGUUCAGUGGGUAGGAAAGCACCUGUGACCCAACUCUCCACAUGCAUUUUUUAAUGGCAGGUCUGUUGUUGGUGUUCAGAAGAGUUUCCUCAUUGGGCAGCAGCACAGACAUUUUAAGCCUUAGUAUUGUGAGUACUUUCUUACUCAGUCCCCCCCUCCCCCCAUAACUCUCUCUCUCUCUCUCUCUCUCUCUCUCUCUCUCUCUCUCUCUCUCUCUCUCUCUCUCUCUCUCUCUCUCUCUCUCUCUCUCUCUCUCUCUCUCUCUCUCUCUCUCUCUCUCUCUCUCUCUCUCUCUCACACAAACAAGGGUCCACAUGCUGUACACACCCUUGUUAUAUUUUGAAAAUCAUUGUUUUCAUACCAAGUCUAUAACUGGUGUUAAUGUGAUUAGGUAUAAGUAGUAAUAUCAAGGAAAUGACAUGACUUUUUCUUUGCAAGAUAUACUUUAUUAUUAUUUUUUUCCUAGUUGUCAGGGCAUUCAAGUUUUUGUAUUUUAGGCUCUGUGAUUGGCUUGAAAUAAAAGUGAAAGGAAAAUAUGCUGGCAAAGUUAUUGCCAUUUUACAAAAAGAUUUUUGUUUCUGAUUGUGAUGAAAUAUCUGGUCCUUGGUUCUGUAUGUAUUCUCAGAUUGUUAUUAUCAUCAUUUAUUUUCUUGUGUCAAGCAUCUAUCUCAGAAAUGGUGUCUUAAAAUUGAUGUAAUGAGGAUAUGUGUAAGUAUUAACAAAUGAUAGCUUUAAGUUGAUAAGAAUAUACUUUUUUGUUGUAAAUGUAUAAUGAUAACUUUAUUCUUAAAACUUGAGUGGAGAUAUCCUCGAUUGUACAAAUAAUGUUUAAUAGGUACAUUAAGAAAUACAUUUGUAAGAAUA
Portunus trituberculatus (swimming crab) is the source of this 2417-nucleotide messenger RNA. Its product is annotated as chromatin target of PRMT1 protein-like. The coding region runs from base 27 to 833 and encodes 268 amino acids. NCBI's taxonomy places the organism in Eukaryota, Metazoa, Arthropoda, Malacostraca, Decapoda, Portunidae. The transcript is spliced from 5 exons. The record is from RefSeq and is a predicted model, not a curated record.